CUUUUUUUAAAAGUUAAAAAAAUCAUGUCAUCUUCCCCUACCAAUCAACAACAACAACAAUCAUCAUCCCCAACACCACCCCCUCCACCACCACCACCAACAACUGCAGACACACAACAAAAUAAUUUACUUAUAGCCCCGUCAACUUCAUCUUCUUUAAAUACAGAAAAUAAUAUUAAAGAAUAUAAUAUUUUAUUAAUUGGAAUUAAAAGGAUUAGACAAAUUUUGUUUGAUCAAUUAAAACAAUCAGCACAAAAAUAUGAACAACACAAUCAUUAUACUGAUAUUAGCUACCUAACCUUUGAAUUUAAACAAGGAGAAUUUUCUACUUUGGAAUUAAUGCAAAUUGAUCCUAGAACGACACGCACAGGAGCUCACUUAAUGGCCAUUAGAAAAGCCCACGCAGCUAUUAUUUGUUAUGCUGCACAUAUACCUUCUUCGUUUCAUGUAUUAACUGGAUUUUCUGAAGAUUUUAAUACUAGUCAAUCAGCAGAGGAAAAGGGAGGGAAAGGAAAGGGAAAAAUAGCAAAAAAUACAGCUAGGCCUUCAGCCUCUUUAUUAUUAUGUGACAAUGAUGUAUUAAUUGAAGAGGAUGAAGAUAAAAAUGAAAAAAUAGGGGAAGAAAUUGAAGAAGAAAGGGAUUUAAACAAACCAUUAAUUUCAAAAUUAAAUUUAAAUGGAAAUUUAAAUGAAAAUGAAGAAGAAAGUGAAGAAAAUAUACAAGAAUCACCCAAAAUAAAUACUAAUAAUAAUCAAUCAACACCUAGAUUGAGACGACCAUCAAUGGAAAAAAUGGUAAAGGAAUUGGAUGAUGGAAGAGAUGAAGAUUGGUUAAUUACUCGAGAAAAGGGAGAACAAUUAGCUACAAUGUUUGGACCCGAUUGCCAAUUUAAAUGUUUUUCUUUUUCUGCUUUAAAAGCUGAACAGGAAGCAGUUGAAGCCGAAGGGUUAAAUGACAAUACAUUUAUUGUAACGAUAAUUGAUCGACUUAUAAAAAGGGCUGAGGACGUGAAAAGUGGAAAAAGCACCAAAAACAACACCAAUAAUUCAACUAAUAAUCAUUUAAGAAGACGUAGUAAUUCCCCAACAAAUUUAAAUAGUCGCCGACUUUCCCCUUUAAGCACAAAUUUAAAGAGAAUGUUGCAGGGAGGUACUAAUCAUUUGAAAGGAGGGGGAAAUGCUGUUGUUAAAUUAAUUACAAAGAAGAAAAAUAAUAAUACAAAUGAAGAAAAUAAUACUACAAAUAAUGCUGCUACUAAUACAAAUGUUGAAAAUAAGAAGACAAGUUUGGGAGGAAUGAGACGACUUUUUAGCAGACAAAAAUCUGAGGAACGUAAUAUCCCAGUGAAAAGUGGAAGUACUCUUUCUCUACCAAAUUCACAACAACAACAAGAAACACAACAACAACAACCAACAGAAAAUGGAAAAUCAAACCCUCCUCAAUCAACAUCUACUAGUAUUUUUGGAAACGCUUAUCGUGCAAUAAUAACAAAUCCAAGAGAACGUUUAAAACAAAGAAAUAAUAAAAUAGCUUCUACAGUCCCUUUAGCUGGAAAUGAUGUUGACAACACAACAACUACAAUAGUACAACAACUACCUAGAAAGUCGUUAGCAGCCAUAUCUACUACAAAAAACAGCAAUUUUGAUAUUGUACAAAUACAACCCCCAACAGGGGAAAUAAAUGGAGAACCUUUUAAUUUUAAUAAUGAGGAGAAUCAAGACGAGGAAGAGGAAGAAGAACAGAAGGAAGAAAAUAAAGUCAUCGAACAAAAAAAUGAUGAAGAAAAAAUUGAAAAAGAGGAAGAAGAAAACCAACAAAUACAACAACAACAAACAACCUCACUACAAGAACCUCCUCCUCCAACAAAAAUUAAUAGAUUUAAAAAAUUUGCUAAACAAUCAUCAACUGCUUGUAUCAUUCAAUAA
Molecule: messenger RNA, 1926 nt
Organism: Meloidogyne enterolobii
Lineage: Eukaryota; Metazoa; Nematoda; Chromadorea; Rhabditida; Meloidogynidae
Source: the annotation of a GenBank genome assembly